Molecule: messenger RNA, 765 nt
Organism: Emiliania huxleyi CCMP1516
Lineage: Eukaryota; Haptophyta; Isochrysidales; Noelaerhabdaceae
Exons: 2
Coding region: 1-765 (254 amino acids)
Source: RefSeq, a predicted model, not a curated record
AUGGACGACUUCGCGCUGGAGGACCACGCAAGUUCUCCGACGCACGAGUUCGCUUCGCCGGGCCGCUUGCCGGCGACUUCGGUCGUAGUUAGCAACGCCAACUGUGCCGGGUGUGGAGACGGAGACGACGUGCAGGGCAACGAAAUCCUCCUCUGCGACGGGCCAGGUUGCGGCGCUGCGUACCACCUGAAGUGCUUGCCGCGGCCGCUCGCCGUCAUCCCCCCAGGCGACUGGUUCUGUCCCGCGUGCCAGCCCAUGCCAGUCGUCGCCGCUGUUGUGGAGGCGUGGGAGGAUGACGGGGAUGUGGAGCUUGUUGAGGCCGUUGAGGCGGAGGAAGAUGAGCUGCGGAUGCCGGCGGACAGCGCUUUGGCGGCGACUCCGCCUUCGCGCCCGGCCGCCCCCUCCCCCCCGAGGACGGCCCACGCAGCAGCACGCGCCGCGGGAAGAUGCGAUCACCUGAUGGACGAGGCAGAAGCGCGGCGUAUGGCAGCAGAGGAGGGCCUCACUCUGGCAGAGCGGCUCGCGGCAGUCGAGGGCCUCACGCUCGUGCCCAGCACGGGGUCUCUGGAUGGCAGAAAGGCUGGAUCUGUCUCAAAAUGGGGGUUCAAAGGCGUGUCGUACAAGGCGAAGAUUGGCAUGUUCCAUGCCGCGCUGGGCACGGAGUCCAUUGGCUCGUUCCGCAGCGCGCCAGAGGCGGCGCUCGCAUAUGCACGCCGCCUAGGCCCAGAAGGCAGCGCUGAAUCCGCAAGGCGAGCGCUGGCCUGA